Exophiala mesophila is the source of this 2479-nucleotide messenger RNA. RefSeq lists its product as uncharacterized. Gene Ontology annotation, biological process: N-terminal peptidyl-methionine acetylation. The coding region runs from base 162 to 2354 and encodes 730 amino acids. NCBI's taxonomy places the organism in Eukaryota, Fungi, Ascomycota, Eurotiomycetes, Chaetothyriales, Herpotrichiellaceae. The transcript is spliced from 5 exons. Gene Ontology annotation, cellular component: NatC complex. The record is from RefSeq and is a predicted model, not a curated record.
CUACCAUGACUUCUUCGUGGCCAUCGUCAUCUCCAUGUCGUGCUCGUAACGUCAAUUCCAAGUCACUCUCGUUGUCGCGGGCUAUCUCCACCGCCAAUGUUGGGAUAUAACGAAUCCCCAAUUUCCGACUACGAGUGUCAUCGAUUACAACCAAGGAGGCCAUGGUGCGACCAACCAUUUUGCAUCCAAAUGUGCAAAUCAACGACAUAACGACCGCCUUCCGGGCUGCCACGUCCACCCUAAAACCCGGCCAGCUGGUUAAAGAUGAGCACUUUACUUUGUUCGAGGCCGUCAGUGCCUUGGAGAUUGGCGAUCCCAAGAUGGACAGCGGGUGUUAUCCUGGCGAGGAAGCCGAGGAAGACUACGACUUCGCAACAGCAUUCUCUGCAGAGGAACUCAUCUGGUUGAUGGAUGAACUGAUCUGUCGCGAGGUCGCAUGGCACAUGGGCUACCCGCUCUCUCAAACUCUUUUCACGUCUGUCCAUAUCGAACGACUGCUUUGGCCAGAGCCCAAAUCAUUAGACGAGGCCAGCUUCCAUAAACGAGUGCCUGUCUCGACACCACUUCCACCUCUCCUGACUCACAUUUUCCAGCCUUUCUGCUUGGCAUUAAUCAAGUGUUGCGAUCUUGUUCUAACAAUGAUUCUAAAUUCACAUUAUUACGAGGAAGAGGAUUUUGCUACGCAGGUUUUCAACCGUCCCUUGCUACACAGCGUGGCGGUCGACGAUAUUUUGGUUGUCUUGCAGAGUGCUCGGACUCAUCUUUCUACCCUUGCUUUGGCCCCAGAUCUCGAAGCUGCCAUUGCUGCCAGACUAGACUUACGCCUGUCCUUCCUAUUCAUGCUUCACUCAUGUGCUGAUGCAACAAUCCCUGAUCCAGUACGAGUCCGAAACCCUCGAUCCAUCAUUGAAGUCGUGCAAACCUCCUCCCAUCUUGGGAAGCCCGUGAUCUCGGAAGUCUUCACACUGAAGAUCCAACGGCGACUGGCGAGCAGCGUCCCGCCCAGGCCUAUGGUUGUUAUCAAUCAUCAGGAGUCCUUCAAAUUCCUGACACAGCUGUUCACCGAUUCCAUCAAUGCCUUUGAGCUACUUGACGUUUCAUGCAGCGCGGAUCUGCUGGCAGCCUAUCAAGUCUUCAUGUCCCAGAACCCACAACCUGCCGUCUAUGUUCGAGCACUCGUGCAAUCCUUCUUGAGCCUAGAUUAUAACGUUCUAGGGAGGUUUACUGCACAAGAAUUUGUUUUCCAAGAUCUCCGACCUUUGGCAGCACCCGACUACCUGUUGACGCAGGAUCUAACGUGGAAUGAAAGGUCUUUCAGUACUGAACAAUUACAGAUCCUCAAUCAGAUGACAGAGUUUGCAGGUCGUGUUGGCCAGUCAUUCGUCAACAUCUUCCGUGCGCAGUGUUUGAGCCGAUCUCGACUUCGACGCACCACGUGUCAUGCUGCCCUAGAAUGGGAUCAGAUCCAGGCCGAAGCCGAGGAGCUCGACGCAUCCUAUCAGUCUGCUUUUGGAGAAUCGCCGCGAACGAUCCCCGGUGGUGAAGACCAGAUGUUUUCAUACACCUUCAGUAGUUGGGUGUACCAUCACAAGCUCUGUCAGUUAGCUACCAUUCACCAGCUCGGGUUCGAACUUUCCAUCUACGCUCCCUAUGAAUAUGUCCAAACCCUAUGGCAUUUGGCGUGGGUGAGCAAUGCGCAUAUCUCUCAUCUAGAUAGAAUCAGCCUCUUUGUCGCUUCAGAUGGCGAAUUGGACGCCAUGUGGGGUCGCAAGGCUCCCGCUCAUCUUCGCCAGCUCUUUCGCCAAUUCACUUGGCUUAAGGCCGUUGAAGCCUUGGCUAAAGCACUACACGGCGUCUAUGUGGUGCUGCAACGCCAUGGACAUGUUCAACAACCAACCCCAAGCUACUCGACGCACGAUUUAAGAUAUGAGCUACGACUGCGACCGUUCCAACAUCUCUCAAUCCCCGAGCCGCUCACCGCGGAGGUUGCCCGACAAGGCUAUCUUCUCGAGGGUUUUUCGGAUCAAGUGGUGCUCGAUCAGGCCUCGAGAAACAACCAGAUCGCCAGAAAGACCUGGGAUGAAAUUUUGAAAAAUCGAUGGAACUCUCAGCCGUUGCUCAGCGCCCCAGAUGGAUUAGGGGGUACUUCUUCCUCGAUCAUUGAAAAGGAAUGGACACAGGGAAUACGAAACUGCAUCAAAGCAUGUAUUGGGAACGGAAUCGCCAUUAGUGUGCUCAGCAACACAUUGAACAGGAACAAGGCGAUGCUGUCUGCGCUCACAGUCACCAUUGCGGAGUCGGGUCAUCGAGAUCGUUGGCAUCCAUCCUGGCCAGUACCCAAGAUUUCAAGCUGACCAAAUCGUGAAACCACGAUUUAUUAGUUUUUCAAUGCUUUCUGUGCGCAAUAUGGUAGCUUUAAUAUGAUUCGUUACCGCCCGCACCCUGGGCUGUAUUGGGCUGAGUAGCACAAUAGAAUGGC